Molecule: messenger RNA, 2156 nt
Organism: Salvia miltiorrhiza (redroot sage)
Lineage: Eukaryota; Viridiplantae; Streptophyta; Magnoliopsida; Lamiales; Lamiaceae
Product: 4-coumarate--CoA ligase 1-like
Exons: 5
Coding region: 321-1943 (540 amino acids)
Molecular function (GO): CoA-ligase activity
Source: RefSeq, a predicted model, not a curated record
GUGUAAUCAUAUUAUGGAAAAGUCAAUGUUCAAAAUAACAUCUUUACCUAACAUACAUGGGUCCCACCCACGCUUUCUCACCAACCACACUACAGAAAUUUUCCCAAACUCAAUUCCCUAAUAUACCCCUAAACAACCCAAAAUCCCCACCAACUCCUCUUCCCUCCACCAACUCCUACCCAUCAACCCCAUAUUUAUACUCCAAAUUGUUCACCCAUCAUCUUUAGGUUCAACUCUACAAAACUAAAGUUGAUCCAAAAAAAAUUCCAAUUCCCUUCCCAAAAAAGAAAAAAGAAAAAAAAUCCACUUCAUUUCCAGCAAUGGAGGUUCCCACGAUGCCGGAAGAGAUCGUAUUCCGAUCGAAGCUCCCCGACAUAUACAUUCCGAAGCAUCUCCCGUUACACUCAUACUGCUUCGAGAACAUCUCCAAGUUCAGCUCGCGGCCGUGCAUUAUCAACGGCGCGACGGGCGACGUGUACACGUACGAGGAGGUGGAGAUGACGGCGCGCAAGGUGGCGUCGGGGCUGAGCCAGGUGGGCAUCCAGCAGGGCGAGACGAUCAUGCUCCUCCUCCCCAACACGCCCGAGUACAUCUUCGCAUUCCUCGGCGCGUCCUACAUAGGCGCGGUCUCCACCAUGGCGAAUCCCUUCUUCACCCCGGCCGAGGUGAUCAAGCAGGCCAAGGCCUCCGCGGCCAAGCUCAUCAUCACGCAGGCGUGCUACGUGGACAAGGUGCGCGACUACGCGGCGGAGGCCGGGGCGAAGGUGGUGUGCAUCGACGCGCCGCCGGCCGGGUGCCUGGCGUUCUCGGAGCUGACGGCGGCGGACGAGCGGGAGAUGCCGGCUGUGAAGAUACACCCGGAGGACGCGGUGGCGCUUCCGUAUUCGUCAGGGACGACGGGGCUGCCGAAGGGGGUGAUGCUGACGCACAAGGGGCUGGUGACGAGCGUGGCGCAGCAGGUGGACGGGGAGAACCCGAAUUUGUAUAUCCACAGCGAGGACGUGAUGCUGUGCGUGCUGCCGCUGUUUCAUAUAUACUCGUUGAACUCGGUUUUGCUGUGCGGGCUGCGGGUCGGGGCGGCCAUCCUCAUCAUGCAGAAGUUCGAGAUCGUGCCGUUUCUCGAGCUGAUGCAGAGGUACAAAGUCACGAUUGGGCCCUUCGUGCCGCCCAUAGUGCUGGCCAUCGCCAAGAGCCCGCUCGUCGCCAAAUACGACCUUUCCUCCGUGCGGAUGGUCAUGUCCGGCGCCGCGCCGCUCGGGAAGGAGCUCGAGGAUUCUGUCAGGACCAAGUUUCCUAAUGCAAAACUUGGACAGGGGUAUGGGAUGACUGAAGCAGGGCCAGUGCUAUCGAUGUGCCUAGCGUUUGCAAAAGAGCCAUUUGAGAUAAAAUCAGGAGCAUGUGGAACUGUUGUUAGAAAUGCUGAAAUGAAAAUCAUUGAUCCUCAAACUGGUGUUUCUCUUGGGCGUAAUCAAUCCGGAGAGAUUUGCAUUAGAGGAGACCAGAUUAUGAAAGGUUAUCUGAACGACCCAGAGUCAACAAAGAACACCAUAGACGAAGACGGGUGGCUGCACACUGGCGACAUCGGAUUCAUUGAUGCCGACGACGAGCUCUUCAUCGUGGACCGAUUGAAGGAAAUUAUAAAAUACAAAGGGUUCCAAGUUGCGCCAGCUGAAAUCGAAGCCCUCCUCCUCAAUAAUCCAUACAUCUCCGACGCUGCAGUUGUCUCAAUGCAAGAUGAGCAAGCUGGAGAAGUCCCAGUUGCUUUCGUGGUGAGAUCGAAUGGUUCUACAAUCACUGAGGAUGAAAUCAAGCAAUUUAUCUCGAAACAGGUUAUCUUCUACAAGAGAAUAAAUCGUGUAUUUUUCAUUGAUGCAAUUCCCAAGUCUCCAUCAGGAAAAAUAUUGAGAAAGGAUUUGAGAGCAAGAUUAGCAGCUGCAGUCUAAAAUUAUCAAUGAAAAAGAUCUAUCCAUUAUAUAAUUUCUUUCAGCCUUGAUUUUUUUUUUAAUUCACACAAUAUGGAAAUUUAAAGACCAAUGCUUGUAUAUUACUUGUGGAUGUUGAGGUUUAAAAUUUGUUGUGGGAACAAGAUCAUUGAAGAAAUAUCAUGGCAAUACUACAACAGGGGCCAUAUAUAUAUAUAAAUGUUUCUUUAUUUA